AUGUCAAAGAACCUUAAAUGUAGGUUGUCAAUUUGGUAGUACCAAUAUAAAAAAAAUAAAAGUACUAAAUCUGGAAAACAUCUAAGUUUUGAAAUUAUGUUGUAACACAAUUAACAUGGAAAUAAAUACAUAUCAAUUGAAAAACAAAAAAUGAAUAUAAUGGUAGCAUAUAAUGUAAUUAAUAUGAAUAAAAAGCAAUUUAAAAAAUUUAUUUAAACUUAGUGACAUUUCAUCAAUUCCAUUACCAACCUCACGAAGACUUUUUUGGGCACAUUUCGUUUUUAAGAAAUCAAUAAUUCUCUUUAAUAAGCAAACAACGCGUCUUAAAAGCUACAAAAUAAGAAACUUUGAUUUUUUCUGAAUAAGAUAGGACGAAACUCCUCGCUUUUUAACGAAUAGAAAAGUUUUGGCGACCACUUUGAAAAUUGACAUACACUUUUAAUGAAAAAUUAUCCAUUAAAAAAUAAUUUAACUCAUUUCGAGUUUCAAUGUUGGUAGUAACGGCAGAAAUUCCCUGCUAAAUUAGUUGUUGAAAAAGGUUAUGUAUUUAUAAAUAUUAAUAUUUAUAAAAAUAAUUGUAAAUAAGUAAUUGACCAAGAAAAUUAAUUAAAUAAAUUUAAAAAAUACAUAACGAAAACUUCAACUUCACAUAUGUUUUGAUAGUUCGAAUUUGACAACUUCUUUGUUUAAAAAACCAUCAGAUUUUUAAAUGUAGAAUAUUAAAUGAUAUCCAAUUAAAAUGGAAAUGAAAGAGGAAAUCGUAAAUUACGUUCUAAACAAAGACGAAAUUUUAAAUGCGGUUCAAUUACAACCUGCAUUCACGUUGUUGUAUAAAACAUGUUUUAAAUGUGCCUUUAUCGAUGAAAAUAUGGAUGAAAAUAUAUUAAAUAUCGAUGUUGUUAUUGAUUAUUUACACGAUAAAUUACACACUGGUCAUUGGAGUAAAGUACCUAUUUCUACAAGGAAUGGAUAUGCAGCUGCAUCAUUUAUAAAAGCAUUGUUGUUAUUAAAAACGAUAGAUGAAGACUCCCUUUCUAAAUCAUUGAAAUGUUUGGAUUUUGGAAUUUUAUUAGGUGGACCUUUGCCAGAGAAUCCUGAUUUAUUACAAAAAGCAGCUACUCGUAUUCAUCAAUCUUUAGUGACUAUGAAAGAAAAAUCUUCAAUUUCUCCACCUGCACUAAUAUUACCAAUGGAAGUAUUAAAAAAGUAUUCAAACAUUGAAGGUGAAAUUGUUUUCCCAGAAUCUUUACCAUCAUUAGAAACGUUUAUAAAAAAUUAUUUUAAUCCUGAAAUUCCAGUUGUAAUUACAGGUGCAAUACAACAUUGGCCAGCAUCACAAAAGUGGUUAUAUUUACCGUAUAUUCUCAAAAUAUUUGGAGAAAGAACAGUUCCUAUUGAAAUUGGUUCACAAUAUUCAGAUGAAGAUUGGUCUCAACAAUUAAUGACUUUUGAGGAAUUUGUGAAUAAGUUUUAUCUUAAUACAUCUGAUCAAAUUGGAUAUUUAGCACAACAUGAUUUAUUUUAUCAGGUACCUGAGCUUAAAAAAGAAUUUUCCAUACCGGAUUAUUGCAGUGUAAGUAGAUCAGAUGAAAAUGAUGAAGAUGUAGCUAUUAACGCAUGGAUUGGACCCGAAGGAACAGUAUCUUCAUUACAUUUUGACCCAAAAGAUAAUCUUUUAGCCCAGCUUUAUGGGAUUAAACAAAUAAUAUUAUUUUCCCCAAAAGAUAGUGAUAAUUUGUAUCCCCAUCCAUCAGAAAUGUUAUUUAACACUUCUCAAGUGGACCCAACACAACCUGAUUUAGAAAAAUUCCCAAAUUUUAAAAAGGCUAAACCUUAUAAGUGUUUAUUACAACAUGGUGAUAUGCUGUAUAUACCUAGAAAAUGGUGGCACCAUGUUACUAGUUAUGAUAGAAGUUUUUCGAUUAAUUUUUGGUGGUCUUAAUUUUUUCUUGUUAAUAAUUUUUAAUAUAUGAGCUGUACAGAUUAUGUAUAAUUACUUGAAAUGGAUGAAACUAAAUAGGUAAUCUGAUAAAUACCAUCAUGUGUGAUACAUACAAUCUGAUAAUAAAGAUUUUAUGAUGUUCACAAAUA
This is a messenger RNA of Onthophagus taurus, 2091 nucleotides long. RefSeq names its product Jumonji domain containing 5 (gene JMJD5). The record is from RefSeq and is a predicted model, not a curated record. Gene Ontology annotation, molecular function: histone H3K36 demethylase activity. Gene Ontology annotation, cellular component: nucleus. Lineage: Eukaryota; Metazoa; Arthropoda; Insecta; Coleoptera; Scarabaeidae.